AAUCGCCGCCCGCUCCCACCCCACACACAGUGGUUUGCUUUGCCCGCCAGCCUGCGGCAGCACACACCGCGUGGUGCCCGCGUGCUCUUACAGCCAACUAAACUCGGAGCGUUCCAGAGCGUAGCCCACCCAGCGGCACAGUGCUACUCCAACUCAAGCUUGUAUCCGGUACAGAACAGGCUUACUGUAAAUCCCUCGGGCCGACUAAGUGUUUACCGGUGACGCAUUUACGAAAUCACUGCACAUGCGAAAACAAAAUAUACUUUCACUUGUUUAUCGGUUAGGCAAGGAGAUUCGCCUGUCGAAAAUGUCAUUGUCUCAUAUUUCAGUUUCUUUAUCGAGGUCCUUAAGUUAGACGUCGUCAGUUUAAUCAUUGAGUGCUACUGUAUCAGUGAUCUCUUCCGCGUGAAUUAUGCCGAGGGAGUAGGAUGGCUUUAUCGGCGGCAACGUGGAGUGCAAUGCGAAGCAGCAAAAUCAUGAUUGGAGCGAGUGUUCUGUUGGCAGCACUGGCGCUGAACCAGGCGUCUGUUAUAGCCCAAGGUCCUGUAGUUCCUCUAACGGCCGUCGAGGGUCGCGAAGCGCUGCUGCCUUGCAACGUGACGCCAUCCAUCGCCGGCGACGACGUAUUCCUCGUCCUCUGGUCUAAAGACGCCGACCACAUCUACAGCUACGACGCCCGCGACCGGCCCAUGCAGGCGGGCGCCCACUGGCGGGACAUGGCUCUGGUGGGGGACCGCGUCUUCUUCCGCACGGCGACGUCGCCACCCGAGUUGGCCAUCGGCGAAGUGCGUGAGAGCGACAAGGGGCUCUACCGCUGCAGGGUCGACUUUCGGGAGUCGCCCUCCAGGACCACCCGCAUCAGGCUCGAGGUCGUUGUUCCCCCGCAGGCGAUGAGGAUUAUCGACACACACGGCAACGAGCUGCAGCGCCUGACGAUGCCGUACGUGGAAGGCGACACCAUGAGGCUGACGUGUAUGGUGUCCGGAGGGAGGCCGCCGCCCACGCUGCGCUGGUGGCGAGAGGACAGCGUGCUGGAGUCCAGGGCGCUGGAGACGGCGUUCCCCACCGUGCGCGAGCAGAUGCUCAUCCUGCCGCGGCUGUCGCGCGCAGACCUGCAUGCCUCCUUCACGUGCCAAGCCGUCAACAGCGACCUCAUCCCGCCCAUGACGGCCACGGUGCUUCUCGAGAUGAACCUGCGGGUGACCAACGUCCGACUUGAGCCACCAGAGGAGCCGCUGUCGGCCGGUCGCGUGCACAGCAUAGAGUGCCGAGCCGAGGGGUCCCGGCCGUCUGCUCUCAUCACCUGGUGGCUGGGGGAUCGACCCUUGCCCGACACUCUCUCCUUCCAGCAGGUGUCACUGGAUGGCAGCGAGACUACAUCGACGCUGACGUGGACGCCGUCGCAGGCGGAUCACGACCAGCUGCUGCGCUGUCUGGCGUCGAAUCCGCGCCUCAACGUGCCAGCCAUGGAGGAUACCCUGGUGCUGAACGUGCACUACGCUCCAUUGGCGCGAGUUCACGUGGAUUCAGAGGUGGUGCACGAGGGAGCAGAUAUUCUGCUGCACUGCGAAGUCACAGCCAACCCAGCGGCGUACAAGAUCACUUGGAGGAAAGACGACCUGGAGCUGGAAGACAGCGAGGACGUGACUGUGAUGGGGGAAGCCCUGGCGCUGCGCUCGGUGACGAGGGCGGCGGCCGGCGGCUACUCGUGCGUCGCCUCCAACGUCGAGGGCGACGGCCAGAGUCUGGAGGUCGACCUGCGAGUCAUGUUCGCCCCAGUGUGCCGGCCCGGCCAGCGCAGCCUGUACGCCGUGGCGCGCCACGAGGAGGCGCGCGUGCUGUGCGAAGUGGACGCCUUCCCACCACCGGCGCAGGACGGCUUCCGCUGGGCGUUCAACGGCAGCGCCGAGACCGUCGACGUCCCGGCCACCAGGUUCACCUCCUCGGGCCGCUCCUCGCAGCUCACCUACGCCCCCGUCACAGAAACUGACUACGGCUCCGCUUUCUGCUGGGCCACCAACGCCGCCGGCCGCCAGAAGCAGCCCUGCGUCUUCCACAUCGUCCCAGCAGGCGCCCCUGACCCACCGGCCAACUGCUCGGUGCUGAACCAGACGUCACACUCGGUGGACGUGCGCUGCACAGAGGGCUUCGACGGCGGCCGGCCGCAGGUGUUCCUGCUGGAGGCUGCCGAGGCGGCGUCGCGGCUGCCGCUGCUCAACGUGACGUCACGCGCGCCCGCCUUCCACGUGGGCGGCCUGCAGCCCGGCGUGCAGCUGGUGCUGCGGGUGUCCGCGUCCAGCGCCAAGGGCCGCAGCCGAGCAGUCUCCCUGCGCGCCGCUACGCUGGACGGGCCCGAGAGGAUAGCCGGUGAGCUGCGCCAGUUGGAGCUGUGGCAGUUGGUGACCGUGCUGGCGGGGGCAGUGGCGCUCCUGGUGGGCACGGCCGCAACCAUCGUGGUGCGCCGGCACCGCAGGCACCAGCAGAGCCAGCGCCGAGACAGCGCCAGCCACAAGCAGGGGUCCGUCUUUGUGCGCGACCCCGAGGACCCCGACGUGGUUCCCCAGAGGACGCCGGCCACUUCCAAGGGCUCACCCACCGUGCCCACCUGGUCGGACAGCCAGUCAAGUCAGGAAGACGGCCUGAGCGAGCACGAGGCGGAGGGCGCGCUGUGCUGCGACAAGCUCAUGCAGACCAUCGACGAGUGCGCGCUGCCCGAGCCGCGCUUCCCGCCGCACAGAUGGGUGCCGCGGGAGACGGUGACGUACGCGCAGCUGCAGCUGACGCCGACGCCGACUGUGCGCAGGCUGCACACCAUUCCGGAAGUGGUGCAGUACGCGCACAUACAGAGACGCAGCGGCGCGGAGCCGGCCGCCGCCGCAGUCGCCAGUGCUGCCAACACCGCAGAGUGCGCGGUGUGAUGGCGCCGGCAGCCACAGCCGGCGGCUGCGUGCGCAGUGGGCAGCUGCACUGCGACACCGACAAGUGCCGCGUUCUCCACCUCAGCCUGUCGUUUGUUGUAACAUUUGUAAUACUGCUUGUCAUUGGACAAAUUUCGCAGUUCACUGACGACAUUUUAAUACACAACCCACGCGAAUGGAGUUUGCCAUAAAUUACUACCCUGUAAGCAGACAAGUUAAUUUCGAAAUGCAUCGUAACACAUCUAUUAGUCAAUUCAUGCACCCAGGGCCUGACAAUCUCGUAAGUAUAAGUACACUCUGCCAAGCCAGACUAAAAACUUUUUUUUUUUUAAAUUGGUUCGAAAGUAUCUGUGGCCUUACUAACAGUGUUCUAUCAAAGAGCCAUCGUGUCGAUGAAAUGUGAAAAUUGAACGUGGUGUUUCUCGGUGAAAUCAAGUUUCAACGCGAUUUCAAUUAGCAUCUUCGGGCGAACUGUGUUUUACAGUUUCUGGACGCAAAUUCGCAUACAAAAUGCCUAUUGAUGUGACUACGAAGUAACUGUAUAUUUAUUCUAUUUCAGAAAAAUACAUAAUAUUAACGCCAAAGUAAAGGUUUCUAAUUGUGGGUCUUCCACACUUAUUUUCGAAUGCAUAUUUCCAUAAUCUCUACUGUAUAUGUCCUUCAUGUGAAAUACUACUGCAGUGUUUUAUGGUUAUAUUUUAAAAAUGUUGUUUUAUGUAGCAAGUGUUGUACUGACGUUGUAUCAUGUGGUGAAUGAAGUGAAACUGUUCUUUUUCACGCGAUUUGUGUGUUUUCUAUCGCUGUUUUUUGUAAUAUACGCUUAAUGUGUAUGUGAUCGCCUUGUUAUGUGUGUGUAACAUAUUGUUUUAUACUGAUCCUUUAACGUAAUUCAACGACAACGGAAAAGCUGUAAGUACUUUCUCAUUAAGGAACUUUAAAUUAUAGUGAAAAAGUAUUAUUUAUUCCUUACAGAUAUAAAAAAAGUUCAGGCAAAAAAGGAUUCCAUACUUUUACUGGAAUGUGAAACUAGAUGACAGUUCUCUAAAAUC
This is a messenger RNA of Schistocerca gregaria, 3967 nucleotides long. Its product is annotated as nephrin-like. NCBI's taxonomy places the organism in Eukaryota, Metazoa, Arthropoda, Insecta, Orthoptera, Acrididae. The record is from RefSeq and is a predicted model, not a curated record. Gene Ontology annotation, molecular function: protein binding. The coding region runs from base 429 to 2918 and encodes 829 amino acids. The transcript has 14 exons.